AUGACUCCACCCACGCUUAACAAGAACACAAUAACCCCUAGAGUCUCCUCAUUUCUACCUACUACAACUGGCCCUAGAGCUCACCCUUUAACUCGGUUACCCGUCUCAGUUUCAAAUCAGCAGCAUCGAUCUAUGCUGCGCCCAUCACUUGAUCGCAUUGGACCAUAUGUCCACUACAGCUCCCAAGAUGUGACAAUCCAGCCAGAUUAUAUACCUGGUAUUCAAUCCAAUGUGUACGAUAGUCGAGGCGGAGAGCGACCUCAGGGUAUGGUGGAUAGUUAUCCUGCUGGCGCUGAUGAUUGUGAGACUAAUAUGCAACAACAAGAGCAACAAUCCAUGACUCCUUUUAACGUUCGAGCCAAUAAUCUUUCAAUGCAGUAUCAGCCUAACCCAUACAGCUCUGAUCUUUCUCCACAACAACAGCAGUGCUUGUCUGAUCAACAAAACUCUGUGGUUGAUUCAAUGAGCAAUAGCAACCAUUCGGCAACAACGAUGAGGCGUGAACGGGCUGCCUACAUCUAUAGUAGCAAUGGCCAUAACUAUAAUGACCUCUUUGGGGCACCUAAAUAUCAGAACCAGAGCCAAGGCCAGAAUCAUAGGCAGAGGGAUGGCAGAAAAGAAGUAAAAUUCAUGGAUAUAGUCGAGUUUAUUCCCGCACAUCGCAAUGCAGAAUAUAACCGACGGGCAGAUGAGAAUGCUACCUUCAAGAAACUGACUACGGCAAUGAAGUCUGAAAUCAAAGACGAGCUUAAUAGCUACAAGAUGAAGGAGAUGAUGCAUUGCAACGACUUUAACAGAAAGUGUGGGGUGGCACGGUUGCACAAACAGAAAAAUCUAAUUGAGGAAAUCAAUGAUCAUUUCUGUAUUCUGCCUAUAGACUAG
Messenger RNA from Lobosporangium transversale, 882 nucleotides. RefSeq lists its product as hypothetical. The coding region runs from base 1 to 882 and encodes 293 amino acids. Lineage: Eukaryota; Fungi; Mortierellomycota; Mortierellomycetes; Mortierellales; Mortierellaceae. The transcript is spliced from 3 exons. The record is from RefSeq and is a predicted model, not a curated record.